Varroa destructor (honeybee mite) is the source of this 947-nucleotide messenger RNA. Its product is annotated as putative defense protein 3. The record is from RefSeq and is a predicted model, not a curated record. NCBI's taxonomy places the organism in Eukaryota, Metazoa, Arthropoda, Arachnida, Mesostigmata, Varroidae. Gene Ontology annotation, cellular component: membrane.
ACUUGUGUUCAUUUGUUAACCGGCCUCUUCGCGGUCAUCUCCUGCUACUCAUUUGGUGGAGGCUUUCAGCGGAUUAUUCACGUUCGAGAAGACAGCAGCUAGCAGUGCAGGUAGGUAGGUGCUGGUGACAUUGAAUACUGCUUUGGUUUCCCCUAGAGAAAGACAGAAUGUUGUUAUACCCCAUCCUCUGCUGCUCGAUGCUAGCUGCCGUCCUGGCAUACCCCAGUGGAGCUCCGGAGAGCGCCUGUCAGUCUCUUAUGCCCCAGCAUCAAGUUAGUCCUCAGACAGGCCGGUCUCCCUACGGUAUUUAUGUUUCGGCGAACGCUAUUCACAGCGGUGAACCAGUCACUGUCACACUUCAGGGUGGUACCUUUAGAGGCUUUUUGAUUGUGGCACGUGACGCGUCCACUGGCCAGGUUAUUAACGGCUCUUGGGUAGCGUUUGAUCCACAAACUAAAGUGAUCGCUUGUGGCUUGACUCAUGUCUCAAAUAAUGACAAGCAGCGGGCAUCCGGCCAAUGGACCGCUCCCUCCGGCCUUGAAGGCCGACAGAUUAUCUUUCAAGGCGUUGUUGUAAAGGACAUUAACACUUUCUGGAACAAUCUCAGUUCAGCACCUGUCUCUGUGCGCUAGACCAAAAGCCUAGAAGAAAACCGACCGUCCGACAGGCUCAAGUGACACCAGGACAAUCAGCGCACGACACAAGGAGCCUUAUAUCCGUAUGCGUCAGAACGUAGUUUCACGGAGAAUGUUUACGACACUCAAAUUCGUCAACUCAUAUCAUAACGUAAUGGAACAAUAUCGUGCGGCUAAAAACAUACAGAAAAACUGAGAGAGAAGCUACUUACCUAGUAACCGUCAGUACAUACUACUGCACACUAUAUAUUGGACAAGUUGAUAAAUGAGCGAAGAAAUAAAAGCGUAAUUGUAAAUAUCACAGGAAAAUUU